Molecule: messenger RNA, 1017 nt
Organism: Pocillopora verrucosa
Lineage: Eukaryota; Metazoa; Cnidaria; Anthozoa; Scleractinia; Pocilloporidae
Product: tropomyosin alpha-1 chain-like
Source: RefSeq, a predicted model, not a curated record
AAAGGUGAGUAAACUGGAGGUGUCUGCUUAAAAUCAUGGGAGAGAAAAUUCAGCAGUUGAAAUCGUGCAUUCUAGACUUAAGAAAUAAAAUCGAGGUUGCAGAAGAGAAAAUUCGAAGGGCGACGAAAGCUUUGGGGAUAAAACAACGGAGAUGUGAAAUGUUAUGGGAAGACGCCACAUAUAAACGCCGAAAGCUUGCAAUUAAAAAAGAAAAGUUGAAGAAGACGUACGAAGAUCUGGAGGCUAACCAUUCGAAACUGAAACAAGUGGACGAAUUACUCUACACAAAUACCAUGGUUAUCAAUAAGCUCAAAGACCUGGAGACGCGCAACACUCAAAAAAAUUUUUCGCUGGAAGUUUUGUUGAAAAAAACACGAGCGAAAGCUAACGAACUUGAAAACAAAGCAAGCGACCUCAAGACACAAGCUAAACACUAUAACCGGGAGAUUAAAACAGCAAAUUUCAUCGAAAUGAGAGCGCAGAGGAAAUGCAGCGAUUUGGAAAGCAAGCUUGUUGCAAAAAAGAAUCUUUUGGAACGACUGCGUGUAAAGCGCGAGAGAUUUUACGAAGAAGAAAAAGAUCGUAUUGUUCAAGCACACGCGCUGGGUGAGAAAAUCAAAGAGAGUACUAUACGAGCUGAAGCUGCUGAGAGAAGGUUGUAUUUGCUUGAAAAUAAAGUUUCAAAUCUGCGACAAGAGCUUUACAAGCAAACAGGGGAAGCUAGGAAAAUGUUCGUGCUGAAAAACGAACUAGAACACUUAUCCCUUGAAUAUUAAGGUCAAGGAAACUUCUAUGAGCAUAAGUCCUGGUUUUCCUUCACGCGUUCCAUUAUCGUUCGAACGUGAACUGUCUGUACUCGAUCGUGACAAUUUCUGCAACACAACCAAUUUCUUUUGUGCUCCUAAGGGUGUCAUCUCCUCCUCUUUCCACUCUUUUUGUUUCUCUUUUCGUUAGCUCUUUGGCUUCGUAAGUCUUUCUUCAUUCGCUGGUCUACGAUUUUGUAAGGACCUUUAACUC